Molecule: messenger RNA, 29631 nt
Organism: Alternaria conjuncta
Lineage: Eukaryota; Fungi; Ascomycota; Dothideomycetes; Pleosporales; Pleosporaceae
Exons: 2
Coding region: 1-29631 (9876 amino acids)
Source: RefSeq, a predicted model, not a curated record
AUGUGGAGCAGAUUGACCGGUAGCUCUGCUGCCUCCAACAGCAACAAGGACGAGGAAAGUCGCCGCCGCCGUACUAGCGACUCCACGCGUUCCAAGCGCGACCCAGACGCCCGCUCCGUCGUGUCAUCCUCGACGACGCGCAAGCCAUCGACAUCGACCUCAUCUAAACGUGACACUGCGCCUUCCGCGUCUUCGAUUGCCUCCUUCACGACUGCCUUCGACGAGAUGCCGCGCUCACGGGCCACAACAAACAACACGAGCGGUCCCUACGACGACGACAACAUGCGUCGCGACGAUCGCCGCAGCAGCUAUGCCGAGUCGUCCAGCUCGACACUGCGCGACGACAAGGACCGCAAGACGGGCAAGGCCAAGGACAAGAAGCUCGAGAAGCGCCGCUCGACGCGCUCAGUGCGGUCCGGCAGCACGUCGCAAACUGGCGCCGGCUACAGGGGCGAGAUUGUUGACAGUCCCAAGUCGGUCCAGCGCAGCUUCAGCGGCCAGAUUGGCAGCGACGGCUUCUCGCAGUUCCCAGGACAGGCAGGAGCGCCCAUGAUGUCGGGCGCUCUGCCAGUAGGAAGCCACCCACCACACCACGACGACAUGGACGAUCACGUGCAGAGCCAGUUCCCCGGCCAGGACCCUCUGCGAUACACCUCGAGCGCGCUCCCUGGCGGCCAUCCAUUCGGAGCGGCUGCCGACUUCUACAACGACCAGGGCCAGUCAGUGCACCAACAGCCUGGCGUGAGGCCCCAGCCGCCCUCUGUCAUCAUAGGACAGGAUACCCCCCAUCUCAUGUCUGCCUCCGCGCAGCCCAACCCGGUUGCCGACACCGGAUCGGGCGCCGCUGCAGACUUCUACGGGCCCAGCACAAAUGGCUCUUCAUCCAGGCCUCCACGACCAUCGAGCUCGUCCAUGCCCGGUGCCUUCGUCGACGACACCCCGACGCCCCAGAAACCACCGCGACCCGCAUCUUCGUCGAGACCCAACAAGUCGAGCACCUUCGGCCCAGCUGCUACUGCGGCCGGCGGAGCUGCCCUGGGAUAUGCCAUGGGCCACAGCUCCUCUAAUCACGAACACACCACGAGCUACAGCUCAUCGAAUGUUCGCCCUUCUACAUCAUACUCUUCUUAUACUAAUAAUACCCCCCCGGCUGCUCCGGCUUCCACGUACAACAUGUACGGCCCGGGAUCUAAUGCUUCUAAUACCGCUGCCAACGACGGCAGCUACCUCCCACCCUAUGCUGCAGCCGCCGCCUACGGCGUGGAAGGCGCGCCUCCUCCAAAGCCACCUCGGCCAGCCAAGCCAGAAAAGCACUCGUCUGGCAGCAUGGCUGGACUGUACGCUGCUGGCGCCGCAGGACUGGCGGCUUAUGGCUUAAACCAACAUAAUUCACAUUCACACACCCACUCCAACACCCACACACACUCGCAUAGCACACACCAUCACCCGUCGGCGCACGGCCCGAACGGACAUCAUCAGAAUGGCCUUACGCCCAGUCCAUACAUCUCAGGCGGCAUGGCUCACCAGCAUCAGCACACUGGGCCUGUUUCCAAGUUUGUCGACUGGUGGAAAGACUACGAGGAUGUGCAGAAGAUGGAAGAGUACACCGAGUACAUUGGAGUUUGCAAGGGUUGCUUUGACCCUCGCUCUUCCGUUCUGGACGCCCCGCGGAAGCACCACUACUACAAACGGCGAUCCAAUGAGUUCAUGCGACCCACUGGUGGCAUUGAGAAGCAAUCUCGAUACUCGCUCAAGGAGAAGAAGUCUUGGGGCUCAAUCUCUUCGGGUGAGGAGCGUCGCAAGAACAAGAGCAGCGCCGCGGGCUGGGUAGCUGCAGGCCUGGGCGGCAUUGGCCUUGCCAAGGCUGGAAAGGCUGUCUUCAGCGCGGGCCGCGACGACUUUGACGACACAUACAGCAUCAAGUCUGGUCGGUCGAGGGUCUCACGACACAGCCGCAGCAGAUCAGGGGAUCGCAAGAGUUACAGCUAUGGCAGCUCUGGCAUCCGCCACCGGAGCAAUUCCGCCGACCGCAUUUCCGUGAUGUCCGUGGGCGUUACGAGCGACAAGAAGGACCGUAAGGAUCACAAGGUUGUUCGCCGUCAGUCUCGGUCGCGCCGUUCUCGAUCAAGCUCAACUUCAAGCUCCAACUCAGGACGCGGCAAGACAGGCCUGAUCGGCACUGCCAUUGGUGCAGGUCUUGCAGGAGUCGCCCUUGGAGCGGCCACAAAGAAGAAGCAGCACAGUCGAUCCAGGUCCCCGAAGAGGGUUCAAGUGGUUCAUCACCGCAGAGACAGCAGUGACGAUGAGCGUCGUAGGAGAAGAUCGCAUUCACUCCGACACAAAGCAUCUCGAAGCUCAACAUCCGGAGCCUCUGUCAUCGAAAUUGGCCAGAAUCACGAGUCCCAGGGUGGCUUCCUUGGAGGCUUCUUCUCUGCACCUCCACCAAAGGAGAAGCGAGUGAAGACAGCCAAUAGCCUGAAGAAAAAGAAGAAGGGCUUCUUCAGCUUCAGCAAUGCUUCAACAUCCUCAUCCGACUCCGAGAUGGCAUUCGGCACCGGCUACGUAAGGAGGACGCGGAGACGAUCAUCGCCGAAGAGACGAAACUCGGAUGAGCGACUGAAAGCUUCGCUACUUGGUCUUGGCGCUACGGCUGCUGCUAUCACAGCCGCGAAGGCCGGCAAGGGCAAACGCCACAACGAGAUCGUUGCUGUUAAGGAGAACCGUCUUGGUCGCAAGACAAGUCAAACUUCGCGGCCCGCCUCACGUUACGGGGACGACGAGUGGGAGGACUUGCCAGACGAUGGUACUUCCGACUCCUCGAGUGAUGGCGGUCUCGUAUACGGCGAUUAUUCCCUGAAGAAGACCAAGAGCAACGAGUCUAUCGGAUCCAACCACUCAGGUACGAACAAAUGGGGCUGGCGAUGGGGCUUUGGCAAGAAGAGAAGGUCUUCCAACAACCUCUACGACAACAUCGCUAGUACAUCGCUCAUUGGGCCUGCCGCAGCUGGCGCAGCAGGUGCCUUGACCGGCGCAGCUGUUGGAGCUGCCCAUGGACACCACGACAGCGAGUCUAGCAGCGCUCAAACAUUGCAGUCGGUCUAUCCUGUUGCACCCCAUGACCCCAAUGCGUCGUUCGAUGCACGCCGUACAAGCUCUAUCGUCACCAAUCAGCCUAUUGUCACCUCAGGACCUGGUCCCAUCCCCAUUCAACACCCUCAGCCAGUGCAGCAAGUCCCCGGCGCCAUCUACUCAACACAGGCACCAUCACAAUCUGGGUACACCACAGCAGGUCCUUCAGACUUCCCACCAGCACCUUUCCCACCUCCUUAUCCCACGCAGUCUCAAGUUCAGAACAUUAUCAUCCAAAGUCCUCAGCAUCCUCAAUUCCGUCGGGCAAACUCUUCUCCCAUCCAAAGCUCCUCAUGGAGGCGAGAUGCCUCUAUUGCUGGACUUGCAGCGACUGCCGGAUUUGCAGCAGUUUCUGCGAUGAAACACCCCGACCGACCUCCGAGCCGACCGCCGUCCGCGUCUAGCAAUGUUCGCUUCAACUUGACACAAGAGCAGGCCGAGAAGGACCUCCGUGAGCGACGCAAGGAGCAGGAGCGACUGGACGAGGAGGCCGAGCGUCGCCGAGAACAACAGAGACGCGAGGACGAGGCGCGCCGGGAAGAGGAAGACCGAGUGCGUCGAGAACAGCUGCGACAAGAGGAAGAGGCCCGGCGAGCGGCACUUGCGCUCCGUGAGGAAGAGGAUCGCCUGCGCAAAGAACGGCAGCUGCAAGAGGAUGAGGCUCGACGGAUUGAAGAAGACCGCCGGCAGACAUUGCUCCGUUUGGAGGAAACGACACGCCAAGAAGAAGCGCGACGCCGAGACGAAGACGAGCGACGUCGCCUGGAGUUGCAACGGCAGCAGGAGGAGGCUCGCAAGUUCAUGGACAUCGAACGAUUGGCGAGGCUCGAGAACGAACGCCGUCGCGAACAGCAAGAGGUCCAGGCACGCCUCGCUCGGGAAGCCGAAGACCGCGAACGUCAUCAACGAAUGUCCGAAAUGGAGCGUCAGCGUCAGCUCGCCAUCGAGGCUGCGGAGGCUGAGCGCAAACGGAGAGAGCGCCGUGAAUCUCAACAACAAGAAGCUGAGCGCAUCGAUGCCGCGAGACGCGAAGCUGAGAUUCAAGAGGACAUGGAGCGCCGACGCAGGGAACGCGAAGCUCAGGACUACACCGACCGAUACGAGAGCGACCGAGCUCGUAAGCUUGAACAGCAGCCAACAGGAGAUUCAAUGGCUUCGACUGCCACCGUUGUACAACGCAAGGAGCAGGAGCUGCAAGACCGCGAACGCGAGGCUUUCAAGUCUGACAAGAAGUCUUCCGUUGCUGGCGCAGUAGCUGCUGGUGCUGCAGCAGCAAUCGCAACUGCUGCGAUCAAGGACUACAAGGACAACAAGGACAAAGAGAAGGAGAGGGAGCGCGAGAAGAAGCGCGACAGCAAGUCUUCGUCUUCAACGAAGAGCAGCAAGAGCGAAUCCUCCUCAUGGAAGCGCAGCAAGAACGAUUCUUCUUCGUCCAAGAGCAGCAAGAGUGAAUCUUCAUCCUCGAAGAGCAGCAAGAAGCGGGAGCCAACCAGUGUCAAGACUAUCGAGCCCAGCAAAGUCAAGCAGGACAUUUUUGACGAGGACAUCUUCAACCCCGAUAUGUUUAAGCAGAAGGACAAUUCACGCCAGGAAGCUCGCGAAGUCCUUCAAGAUUGGGAACAAAGGUACUAUGCAAAGCCAGUAUCUCAAGCUGAAUUCUUCGCACCGGAAGAGCUCUUGGCCAACGACAACCUGCCCAAGGUCCGCCCAGUAGACCCGAACGAGGGCGCUCCAGAUCUACCCAUCAACCAAUCCUGGGAAGACUAUCCUGUCAGCCAGCCCAAGCUCCCUCCUUAUCCUCCGUCGUACGCAUUCACUGCCACCAGAAAUGGUCGGUCCUCUCAACCCCAACCGCUACCUCAAGUUCCAUCGCUGAACCUCAUCUUGCCUACUCCUCCCGGUAGUCGCACACCUUCUGUGCGCAGUGCAUCUGCCCCUCCAUCACCAGCAAUGGAGCCUAUCAGGGAGACUAGAGAGACCAGACGCGAGCCAAGAGAUGACGAAUCGAACCGAGCAAGAUCUAGGGUAAGCUGGGGCGAGAACCAGUUCCACCACUUUGACGUCCCUACUCCGGAGUCCUACCGCGAACAAUUCGUCUCAGAUGGCGAUCUCAGGUCGCGUGAAGCCACGGUCGAGCGCGAGCCGCCCAAGCCCGAACAGACGACGUCCACCUACACACCCUACCGCCCCGAGAUGUCCAGAGUCCCCGAGAGUAAGGAGUCUGCACCAAGCACGCAAUACAUUCGGGACGAGAAGGACUCCAGUUGGGACAGUGUCGUGGAUGCUGCUUCCAAGAAGAGCAACAAGAAGGAGAAGAAGUCAGCAGCAGCGGCAGCAGCUGCAGCACUAACGACUGCAGCGGUUCUUUCCCGAGAUCAACGAGAUCAAGAGGACGAGCGUAGCUACAGACGCGACAAUCCAACUGCAUCUGCCCUGAGCAACCCGACUGCAUCAAACCUCAGCAGUGCGACUUCCUACGAUUUCAGCGAUCCAACUGCGUCUACCGUCAGCACUGUUGUCAGCAAUGCCACUGCAGCUGGAUUCAGCAAUCCUACCGCGUCUUCCCUCAGCAACCCGUUCUCUGAUGGAAACAGGGCCCCUUCAACUAUCGCUCCAUCGAUCAUCUCAGCUGCGCCAUCUUCCACAGUCACUCCUUCCAUCAUCUCAGCUGUGCCAUCUACGAGCAGCGUUCAGACGGCAUACUGGCAGCCUGAGUCAGAGCGCGACGCGUGGAGGACGCCCCAACAGAGUACAGUGGGACCUGGCUUUGUUGAAGGCGAGAUUCCUACACCGCCAGUGUCUAUGCACAUGCCCGGCGGCUGGGACGACAUACCGGACCCUGAGGUACUCGCAGAGGAGCCGCCGGCAUCGUCCGCGAAGAAGGACACAAAGGGUAAGAACAAGGCUAACGAUACUGACGAAGUUAUAGCUAUGCAGAAUGUUUCUCGACGUGGAGAGCCAACACCUGCAGUGAAAGAGAGGGAAGCGGAGCCAGAGGUCAAGCUCAGCAAGAAGGAGAAGAAGGACAAGAAGAAGAAGUCCAAGUCAUCGAAGCGAGCCAGUGUGGACACUUGGGAGAUGAGUGAUCCCAGUCCGCCAUCAAGCCCGAUAAUGGACCGCGAUCCCAGGGACAUCGAGCCCUCCCGAGAUCCCAGGGAUAUUGAGCCUUCUCGAUCUGCUGAGACCUCACGAUUCGCCGACUCUUCUCGCUCCACUGAGCCUUCUCGAUCGGCCGAACCACCACGUCUAGGAGAAGCAUUCCAAGAGUCCCCCAGUCCUCCGAAGAAGCCCGCGCGACAAGGUGAGAGCAGCGGCAGUAAAGCCUCCACCGCUGCCAUGGCCGGUGGUUUCGCUGCUCUAAUGGGCAUGACUAUGAACCAGGAUCAAAACAGAAUGGCCUCAGAUGCCGAGCGUGCCAGGAAGGAUCUUGAGUCCACAGAGAAGCACCAUUCACGCGACUCUCCUGUAUCUCCACCGAAUGGCGCACGUGCACUCGAACGAAAUGAGAAGAAUGUGACCAUCCCAAGUUACGCAUUCGAGGGUGUUGAGGAGCUGGCCGAUAAGACACCCAGGCCGAAAGUCCAGAAAAGACACAGUAGCGGCAAAUGGUCACCUAGCAUCAGUUCUCCUCUCAGGACCGAGACGACGUAUGACGACUACAUAAACGCCCGCACCAUUCCCGAUCCUUCCAGAUAUCAAACGAUGGUCGAGGCCCCAAAGGUUCCCACCGCAGCGCCGUUCACGAUGGCGCAUGAUCCAGUCACCGCUCGUAACGUAACCGACUCUGGGUACUAUGCUCCCGACGACGUGCCGAGCCGGGCGGGCAACGAUAAAGAAUCGAAUGGAUUCUAUCCCGCAGACUUCAACGAGGAGGCAAAGGACAGGCACUCACGAAACGAUCGCGACCAGGAUGUCGAUGACAGAUACGAUGAUGACUUCGACGACAGACCACGCAGGUACGAUGAUGACGAUGUGGGCUCAAUCGCUUCUCUGAGCUACAAGUACGACGACCCCGAUCGCGAGGAGAGACGCCGCAGACGUCGCGAAGCCAAGUCCGAGACACGUGAGAAAAGCCACGACCGCGGUUACGAUCUUGAAGAGGGUGGAGAACGGAGGCGAAGACAUCGCCAUCAUGAGGCUGAUGAGGGCGCUGACGACUGGGACACGAAAUCCGCCAUCUCCGAGACUGGCGAGCGACGACGCAAGCACAGGAGAAGGGAUGGCGACAGAGACGCAUCACCCGAGACCAAGACUAGAUCACGCUCCACAGCAGCUUCCGAACUCGGCGACUACGAUGACGAUCGCAAGUCCUCCCGGAGACGAUCCAAACGAGAUGAUGACAUGGUUUCCGUCGUAUCCUCAAUCCCAGAUCUAGACGAGGAUCGCAGUUCAAGGAGGGAGAAGGAGAAACGUCCAAGUGGCUUCCUGGGCCUUUUCGGCAGCAAGUCGAGGGAGAACUUGAAAGAAGCUUCAAGCAAGUCCUCGAAAUCUAAGGACGACGACGAUGAAGAGCGCAAACAUCGUAGACGGAAGCAUCGGUCGGAUCGCGGUUCUACCUACGGCGGCUCAGACGAUGAUGACAUGCGCUCCACGAUCUCGACCAGUAGUCGACGCGAAAAGAGGAGCAGCCGCAGUCGUAGCGAGAGAGGAGACGGAGACAGGACGGAUGCUUAUGAUGACAAGGAUCUCUUACCACCUCGAACCCCGCCCUCGCAUGCCGAUGAACAGCAACAACCACAACAGCAGUCUUUUUUAGGCGAUCGGGCAGUGACCACAGCCACUCCAAGUCCACUGCCCGUAAGUGAGCCUGUCGAUCAGGCCCACGAGGGUAGUGGCAUAAUCCUUGGAGAUCGGGCCGAGUUUCCUCUUUCGACCUCGGAUGAUGCCCAACGCUUCACCGCCUCUGGAGACAACGACCUACCGCCCGAACUAUCGUUCGAAGACAGCCGCGCGCUUCUAACUCGUCUGACAGGCCUUCAGCCUUGGCAGCUGGAAGCUUUCCCCGAUGAGCUACCUCCGCUGCCGCUGUCUAGGCCAGGUUCACCAACACGUUCGCCAGACGUCACACGUCCUUCGACUGCGAUUUCUCAACGUCGACUAUCUUCAACGGCAGUUCCCAUACGCUUCCGCAAGCCCGUUAUACCCUCUACCGUUGACCCUAGCUUAGCAGCUGAUCCUCUUCCUGGCCCUUCACCAACCCGUUCUCGCCAUGGCAAGACGCACUCCACAGAGUUUAGGAACUCUCGAGAGUUCCGACCUUUGUAUCUGGUGGAGCGCAACCGCAAGUCCAAUGAGAUCGAUGAGGUGUUGCCAGCACUUCCACCCAGUAGUGCUUCUUCAGUAGUCUCUGGCGCGGAUUCAGAAGAAGAGUUUGAGUCUGCUCAAGAGUCACCUUAUGAGAGCGCUGGACAGUCAUCUUAUGACUCAUUUUUCGAUCCUUUGAGUACCGUAGCCGACCUCAUUGCGCCCAGCCAUGGACCGGAGGUUCAGCAUCCCGAGCUUGCCCAUCGCGAGAUUGAAGAGGUCGAAGAAUCUGGCCAAGCUACACCCAAGGCCUCUGACUACUUCACAGGUGCGCAGGAAGCGUCGGCACCGUCUAGCGGUCCAAACUAUGAAUCGCUUACUGCGGCACUGGAGCAUGCCAGAGCACAGGAACAGGAUUCGUCCACCGACGAUUUCAUGUCGACUUUGACCUCCCCACAGGCGGAGACUCCUCUUGAGACAAGCGCGCCGCUCGACGACAAGAUAAUGCGCGACGUUCCUGAAUCACGCGACACUACUUCUGCCCCAUCGAGCAGCUCAUCGAGACUCCAAGACGCUGCUCUUAGCGCAGUAGUAGGUGGUUUGACAGCAGCUGCUUUGCGAAAACGCUCUCCUUCACCAACUCGAUCUCAGCGCGAUGACACCAAAGACAAGGCUUCGUCCGCUGCUGAGCCAGAGCAACCUGAGCCGGAAACCAUCGAACCUGUUGUCGAACCAUCGCCAAAGGGCAAGGGUAAGGCCAAGAAGACCAAGAAAAGUAAGAAGGGCAAGGAGCCCGUCGCCGCCGAGUCUCCCGUAUCCCCGUCGCCUGUUAUCCCAUCACCCGUAGCUCAAUCACCCGAGGAGAUAAUCAAGCCAUCGCCCUCCUUCAGCUUCGCCACUACGUUUGUUGACAACGAAGAAGAUUGGGUCAAACACAGGACUGAGUCCGUCGUUACGGACGAUGCUACGCUUGUUGGUGAGCCUGUCGGAACGCCCAAGGAUACCAAGGCCUUUCGACAGAAGGUUUUGGACACUACUGCACCAAAAGAGGACGAAUCCACCGAGGUUCGACGCGCCGUCUUUGAUAUCCCUCAAGAAACUGCGAGAUCAAUCGAAUCUGUUGAAGAGGCAAAGCAGGGUCUUGGGAUCACUACCGAACCGGCUGCUACAGCUGUCGAAGUUUCACAAGACGCCCCUGUCGAACCCAGCUCUUCCAAGUCUGCUGAACCCUCAAUUCCUGAGCCGGUCAUCGAGGAGGAAGUUGCGACUACACCCAAGUCCAAGAAGGCGAAGAAGAACAAGAAGGGUAAACGCGGCAACAAGCAAGCUGAGCCCGAACCCGAGCUCGAACCUGCAGCUCUACCGGAAGUUCCUACGCAAGAUGACCAGGUCUUGCCUUCGUCAGAGUCGCAACAAGACACCAUUGAACGUGAUAUCCUCGAGCCAUCUUUCGAACGCGAAGAGCCCAAGGACAAGGUUGAUGUCAUGGAUUUCUUGGUUCAAGAAGAAGUACCAGCCACUUCGACUGAUGAAGCAGUUUCGCAAGAGGCGGUGCCUGCACCUACUGCUCCAGCAGUCCCCGAAGAACCACCAGCUCCCUCGACCGACGAAGCAGUCCAGCAAGCGACAGAGCCUGUACCCAUUACUCCAGCAAACCCCGAAGAGCCCAAGUCGGAAGUUACAGCUGGGCCUGCCACACCAGAGGUUCCAGCUCGGCCUAGCACAGCUGACGGCGCCGAACAAGCCAAGAACACUCCCGUCGAAGAAAACCGCCGAGCCUCUGGGAUCGAAGGGCAAUCGGCAGGUUCAGGCUGGGGUUCCGGCCUGUGGGGUGCUAUUGGAUGGGGCAAGAAGAAGGCCCCGCCGCCGCCAACAUCCGAGCCUCCGUCUUCUCCGAAGCCCCAAUCUGCCGUCCUCGCCGCACUAGCUGCAGCCAGAGAAGAGGCCAAGCGCAAGUCACAACCAUCCUCACCAACUGUGUCUGAGAGGAAGAGUUCCAAGUCUGAGAAGAGGCCUUCCAUCUCCCGAGUGAAGACGCAGGAUGAGACGUCAAAGCCGGAGUUGCUGCAGAAGAUUGAGUCUAGGAGAUCGUCUGUUCCUACACAGCGACCUACUGAGGCUACGACCCGCGAAAUUGUCAAGGAAGAAGCUAGCUCGAGCACCACAGCUCCCACUGCGAUCUUCACUGAUGAUGGCAAACCCUCUUUCGCAUUCCCUCAGGCUUCCACGGCGCCUCAACAACUAUCUAUCGAGACUCCCAAGGAGGCUCCUGUCGUUGAAGAGAAGGCUACAAAGCAAUCUGAGGAUGCCACUCCAUCUACUGCCUUCUUCACUGACGACGGCAAGCCGUCUUUCACGUUCCCACCAGUAUCCACCAAGCCUGCAGCUGAGCCAACGACCGAGCCUGAAGAGGCACCUGUUGCCAAAGAGGAAAAGAGCCCUGCUUUUGUGUCCCCGCGUACCGCAUUCUUCACCGACAACGGCAAACCAUCGUUCACAUUCCCGAAGACGUCACCCGCCCCCGCGGUUGAAUCAAGCGUCGUAUCUAGAGAAGUUCCAGUCGCGAAUGAUACACCAGCUCCUGUUGAUGUCUCGCCACGCAAUGCUUUCUUCACAGAUGAUGGGAAGCCUUCGUUUUCGUUCCCUUCGAUCCCAUCUACGACUACCGAACAAGCUCCUUCGGUCGCAAAGGAAGCAGAGGUUGUGGAAGAGCAGAAGAAGCCAGCGUUUGUUGCGCCACGGAGCACAUUCUUCACUGAUGAUGGAAGACCUUCAUUUGCAUUCCCAUCAGUGCCAAAGUCUACUGAGCAAACUGCCUCAACUGCCGAUGAAAACGCCCCUGCGAAGACAAAAGAGCCAGCCACUUUCGUUGCACCUCAGACCAGUUUCUUUACCGAUAAUGGUAAGCCUUCGUUCACGUUCCCAUCAGUGGCAGCACCCGCCCAGCCCUCGGCAACGGUCAGCAAAGACACCAUCGUCGAAGAGAAGCCUGCUGAGCAAUUGUCUCUUGGCCGAAGUGGCCUGUUCACUGAUGCUGGAAAGCCCACUAGCACGAUCUCUGACUUCGUCCCGACCGAGUCUGGCGGUUCAGCUUACGACCGUAUCUCGGUUGAACCCAGCUCGUCAAAGAAGAAGAUCAUCAAGACCAAGAAGGAGAAGAAGGCGAAGAAGAGCAGCGUACCGAUUCCCGAUUUCGAUGAGCCUGCAGCCGACGCUGCCAAGUCCGUCGAUGCUCCAGUUGACGCGGCGGCAAAGGAUCUGGGCGACCAGGUGACCGCUGAGCCUGUCAAGCCUGAACCUGAAACAGCCAAACCUGCUGAGACGCCUUUGGAAUCUGCGAUAGAGGCUUGGGGCGAACAGCUAGUAUCUGAGCCAACUCCUCUGACUGAAGAGCCGCCUAUCGUUGAUUCUGCCGAAAGUACCGUCAAGCCCGAGCAACCAGUUACUACAGAGCCAAUUACCAUCGCCGAAGAUGAAGUCACGUCACCUGUCAGCAAGAAGAAGGCCAAGAAGAGCAAGAAGAACAAGAAGGCUGAACUCGAAAGCACUGAGGUUGAGACCGCAGCCCCAACAACCCCAAUCGAAUCUGCUGCUGAACGUUCGCUGGACGCUCCCACAAGCGAAUCUACACCUGUCACCGAGACUGUUGCUGAGCCGGCAUUCGCAGAGGUCGUGCAAGAGAAGAUCGUGCCCUCUAACACGGAGGCUGCAGAGCUUGUAUCCGAGCUUGCACCGACUCUUGAAGAGCCUUCCCGUGAAGAACCCUCUCUGUCUCUCGAUGUGGCCACACCAGCAGAGCGUGAAGCACCAGUUGAGUCCUCGCCUUCUGUUCAAGACGAUGCGCCAAAGACAAAGAAGAGCAAGAAGAGUAAGAAGAAGAGCGGUAUCUCCACGCCUCAGGAGGAGCCUAUGACUGCUACCGAGCCAUCUUCUGUUACAGCUUCUGAGUCUAUCGCCGACCAGCCGACUUCCGUUCCGGACGUUAUCCACCCUCCUGUUGUCGAGGCCUUUGACAUUCCUUUGCCUGCGGAGCAACCCGAUGAAGACCUCACACAGCCUCUCGAAGAGGCACUCCCCAGAGAUGCCCCUGCCGAGCAGGAGCCAAUUCCCGAGCCCUCUUCUGCACCUGUAGAAGCUGAGCUUCCUGCUACACCGAAGACCAAAAAGGGCAAGAAGAGCAAGCGGAAGAGCGGCACUGUGACACCCCAGCCUGAGGCCGAAGUUGUACCUGAGCAGUCCGAGGCACCCCUCGAGACAUCUGCCCCGAUCAGCGAACCAGUCGCAACUCCAAGCGAAGUAGUUGAUCGAUCCCGCGACAUCGAGCUACCUUCAUCGGCCGAGCAAGUUGCCGCUGUAGAGACCUCUCUACUCGAGCAGAAGCGUGACGACGGAGCGGAUGCCGCGACUGUCCCUCUCCCAACAGAGAGCUUCGAUGAAGAUCUCUCAACACCAUUGGAGCAGCCGAAGUCUGUGGACGAGGUUACUCCUUCUGUUGAGCAGAAGGUGGAGGAGGAUCCAUCGACACCUACUUCGAAGAAAGACAAGAAGAAGAAGGGAAAGAAGAGCAAGACUGUCGAGGCGCCUGUGGAGGAGGUUGUGGGUCAAGAGGAGGAGAGCAAGAGCAGGGAGAUUGGUCAAGGGGAGGGGCUCUUCGGUGCGGAGACAUCAGUCAAGGACAAUGUUGAUGCGAAGGAUACGGCUACCGAGGAGACUGGAUCAGUUUUACCUCGAGAGCAGCUACAGUCAGACAUUGCGGAGCGUGCGAACGAGAGCUCUGCGCCAGCUGAACCAACUCGACUCGAGCCCCUGUCUGAGACUCCUAUCGUCCCAACAGAAGAUGCACCAAUCGCCGAGCUAAGUCAGCCUGCAGAUCUAGUGGUCGAUGAUGUUACCGAGGUCCCAUCUUCUUCUAAGAAAGACAAGAAAAAGAAGAAGAGCAAGAAGGCGAAGGCCGAUGAGGAGACUCUGGCUACCCCAACCACCGAUAUUGAAGCUGAGGCCGGCACUGAAACUCUGCCCCAACCGCAACAACAACCCGAGUCGCUCCAGGAGGCAUCGACCGAUGUCACCCCUGCACCCGCUGCGGUCGGCGUUGAAGCAACACCCGAGAUCGUCGAAAGGCAGAUUCCCACGGACGCUCCAAUUCCUGCCCAAGAAGUUCCGGUCGAAGAGUCACAGCAGCCUGCGACAACAUUGGAGGAAGAGCCUUCUACGCCAUCAAAGAAGUCCAAGAAGAAGAAGGCCAAGAAGGGGAAAUCCGUCGAGAUUGAACCCACGUCUUCAGACCUAGCCGAUGUGCAGACAGAGACCCAACCUUCUACCGAAGCCGCUGGACCUGAAUCUGAGUCAAUUGAGGAUGCCGCACUCGCUGGAUUUUCCAAGCCAUUUCAAGAGGCUCAGACUGAGACUGAAGCAAUCGCAGCAGACCGAGCGAUCGAAGUCGCGCCUGAGGUUCCUGUAGAGUCAGUCGCCGGAGCAGAGGCGGUGCCUCUUCCCGAGACGCCGGCCCGCGAGAUCGAUGAGCCCAUCGCGGAGGUUUCUCAGCCUUCGGUGCUUGCCGAAAAUGUUCCACCAAAGUCAUUGCAAGAGGUUUCAACCACCGAGGCAGAAGCAGUACCGCUUCCAGAGACGCCAGCCCGAGAGAUCGACGAGCCGAUCGCGGAUGAUCUGCUUGCGACGCUAUCUAAGAAGAGCAAGAAGAAGAAGGCUAAGAAGGGCAAGUCGGCUGACACCGAGCCAAGCACGCCUGUCACUGAAGUAACUUCUUCUCAACCAGACCCGUUCGCGGAAUCUGCUCAACCUGAGGUGCCCACAGCUGAGACUAUUCCAUCGGUGCCAGUUGAGACUUCCAAGCCAGAGCGCGAGACUCCAUCGGCUGAGCUUGUCGCUCUUCCCGAGACCGACGACAAGGAUUUGGAAGAGCAGAGAAUACCUCAAGUUGAGGCCGCGAAGUCACAAGAAGAAGCAUCGCCAGCUGAGCUCGUAGCUCUUCCUGAAACCGACGACAAAGACCUCGACGAGCCUGCAAUUCCCCAAGUCAAGGCUGCGGAGAACGUUCCUGCUGUUUCUGAAGUCGUUACUGACAUCUCUGAUAAGGUGGAUACCACACAGCCAGAGCGCAGCCAAGACCUCGACGUUCCUGUGGCUCCCGCUGAGCCUGUCGCCGAAGCCGAACCAGCUGAGCCAAUCUCGAAGAAGAGCAAGAAGAAGAAGAGUAAGAAAGGCAAAUCCAUCGACACUACUGAGCCCAGCACACCGGUUACUGAGGAGCCAGCACCACAGUUCGACGUCCCUUCUGAGACUGUUCAAGAGGAGAAACGUAUUGAAGAUACUUUGCUGCCUUCGCAGGAACCGACUCGCACAGUCGUUGACACCAAUGUGCCUGCACUCAUCCAGGAGAGCGUUGCGGACGUUCCAUCCGCGCAGCAGGAUACGCCCAUUGAAGAAGCUUCGGUUGCGCCUACCCUUUCCAGCCAAGACAUCGAGAAUGAGGGCGCCGAGCCUGUCUCGAAGAAGGGCAAGAAGAAGGCAAAGAAGGAGAAAGCCAACCAAGAGGCUGAGGUUGAGCAAACCUCAACAACUCCUUUGCCUGAACCUUCCGCAGUGCAUACUACCACCGAUGCCAACCUUGAUGUAGCUGCACCCGAGACCACUGAGCAACGCCAUACUGUGGAACCUUCAGAGAUCGAGCCCAACGUCAUCGACUCAGCUCCCAAUGUUGCUACCACGGUAACAUCUCCCGAGACUACGGAGCGUCCACUCGACGACGUACCAUCGACGGAGAGUACACUGCCCGAGACUUCACAAGUUCAAGACCAGGCUGAGGCCGAAGAUGCUCCCAGUACACCCAAGAAGAGCAAGAAGAAGAAGAAGGGCAAGAAGGAAGAGUUCGCCUCCGAGCCUCGAACUCCCGUUACCGAGUCUGAGCCAGUCUUUCCGGAGACCACUGUUCAAGAAGCGCUUCCAUCUACCGCUGCGACUACCGAAGAAUCGGUUAGUCGGGAUGUUGCACCCGAGCCUACUGCCGAAGUUCUGCCUACGCCUGUCGAGACCUCUACCACUGAGCAAGACGUUCCCGCUCCUACAGAGCCAGCGCAGGUUGAGGAAGUGGUUCAGGCGAUCGAUCUUGAGCCAGCACGUAAUGAAUCUGUCCCAGAGCAAGCCACCGAGGAAGCGACACCACUCUCAAAGAAAGACAAGAAGAAGGCCAAGAAAUCCAAGAAGGCUGAAGUUGAGAGUGAGAUGCCCGAGAUAUCUUCUGCGCCAGUCGAGACUGUCUCGAGGACCGUUGGUGAGCCAACUCGCGAGGAACAAGUUUCGCCAAUUGUCCAAGAGACACCCAUCGACGAACCCGUCGUUGAGACGCAGAUCGUUCCCGAGGCUACAUCCCCAAGAUCGAUGCCAGUGGUCACCGCAGGCCAAGACGAUGUACUUCCAAGCAUUCCCCUAGCUGAAGACGCCGCUGUCACCACUUCGACCGAUACCGCGCCUGCAACUGCAGCGCAAGAUGAAGUCACAGUAGUCGAGAACGAGGACGUUGCGCCUGCGACUGAACAGCAUGAGGAGGAGUCUACUUCCAAGAAGAGCAAGAAGAAGGCUAAGAAGGCUAAGCGUGCUUCCAUCGCCGAAGAGCCUACUGUUCCUUCUAUUCCUGAAGCGACAACCGAGGAGAAGGACACUAUCCAACCUGAGCAAGCAGCGACUGUACCUGAACCUGCUGCGGACCCGACACCUGUGCCCAUAAUUGUUUCUGAUACCGUCCCUGAGACCGCCACAGCCGAGGAGCUUGUUUCUGACACUACACCCGCGCCGGAAGUGUCCGUGGAGCGCGAAGCGACUGUCGAUACCACAGCCCCAUCCGUUGCCGAGGCGUCGGUUCAAGAGAAAGAGGAUGCUUCAGUCCCUGACAAGCCGACAGCUGAGUCCAAGCCGACCGAGGAGACGCUGACUACUGAUGCACCCGUACCCGAGAUCACUGAGGAAGCGGCCGCUCCACUCUCGAAGAAGGACAAAAAGAAGGCCAAGAAGGCGAAGCGCGUUUCGAUCGCCGAGGAAUCAACUUCUAUCCCAUCAACCCCCAUCGAAGAGAAGACUGAGCCAGUCUUGGAAGAGCCUACAUCUUCAGCUACAGAGGUACCCGCCUCGGAAGUCCCCGUUGUGGAAGAGGUGCCAAGCACUUUGUCCGACGUUACCGAAGACACUUCAUCUCACCCUACGCCUGCCGAACAGCUCAUUGCUACCCCCGAACCCGCUUCUGAAGAACUCACUCAAGUUGAGGCUGUGCCAGAGAUCACCAGCCCGGUCUCGAAGAAGGACAAGAAGAAGUCGAAGAAGUCAAAGCGCGAAUCGAUUGCGGAGGCGGAGACGGAGACUCAAGUGGAGACACCAGCAGAAAGGUCAUUAGAGCGCGCUCUUGAUGACGCUACUGACAUUGCUACUCCGGUUCUUGAGCAGCAGCCCGACGAAGCCACAUCAACGGAGCCUACUGCAACUCCCGUGAUUGUUGAGGAGCCAAGCAAGAGCGACGUGUCUUCUGCCGUUCCAGUCGAAGAAGAGCAAUUUCCAGCGACCACAGUUGUAGAAGAGCAGCCAUCUGAGGUAGUGGCUUCCGAGCCAGUCUCUGUCACCAUUCCGACCGAGACUUCGGCAGAGGAGCCCGUAGCGACAUCUUCGACCAUCGAUGAACCAACCACACCUUCCAAGAAAGACAAGAAGGCGAAGAAGAGCAAGCGCGGAUCAGUCGCCGAGGUCGAGCCAUCUCUUCCUUCCACUCCGGUUGAUGAACCCACUAGAGAGCUUUCGGAAGCAGUGAAAGACAUUCCCACUGCUGAACAAGAGCCUACAGCACCAGCCGUCGAGCAGGAAGAGCAAUCGAACCUUGCUCCUACUGUUUCCGAAGAUACAUUAGCCUCCACUCCUGCUGUUGACCAGAUCGUCACGGAACCCACGGAAGAAGAGGAUACGUCGUCGAAGUCGAAGAAAGACAAGAAGAAGGCGAAGAAAGCAGCCAAAAAGGCCGAGGCUGAGUCUUCUGAGCCUACCAUCUUCGCUGAGCCUUCGAUUGAAGCAGUGGAACCCACUUCCACAGAGCAGCCUUCCUCGGUGGUGCCUGAUGCAACAACUACGAUCACCACCAUCGACGAGGCCCCGCGCACGCAUGUUGAUGAUUUGAUCGCCCCAGUUACAGUCGCCACUGAGGACAACGAGAGCAAGGAGCCAGCUACCGGCCGCGAUGUGAACGACUCUACCAAGAAUGAACAGCUCAGCAUUGCGCCUACAGCUGACAACGCGGUCGAGACCACCACAUCAGACGCACAGGCUAUUCCCAGCACUACUGCCACCUCUACAGAUGUCCAGCCGGACGACGAGCAAGAACCAGAGGAACGGGCUGGGCUAUCGAAGUCGCAAAAGAAGAAGCUGAAGAAAGCCAAACGCACGUCCGUUGCUGAGGUAGAACCAUCCCGGCCAGCCACACCUGCAGAAGAUUUGUCAAAGGUUCUUUCUGCCGAGCCUCAGUCAUCUGUUCCCGAAGUGGUUAAGGAGACCACUACUGAGCAAUUACCCCAGGCGGAUGAACCCCGUGCCCUGCCAGUCGCGGAACCUAUCAGCGAGGCGAAGCAGGCUGAAGCAUACCCCGAGCAGCCCACCGCAACUUCGGAGCCAACAACCACUUCAACCCCAGCUGAAGACCCUGCACCAACUACUGCUACACCAGACCCGUCACCAGGCGAUCCCAAGCCGCCAGACAGAGAGCUCGAAGCGCCUUCGUCCCCUUCCUCCUCCAAGAAGGACAAGAAGAAGGCCAAGAAGCAAGCUAAGAAGGCAACACCUGCGGAGCCUUUUUUAGCAGAUGAGACGCCUGAGGCAGCCAACUCUGAUACUCAGCCGUCUCUGUCGAUUCCUACACUUUCGGAGACCCAACUACCUUUCUCGGGGAUACCGACACAAUAUCCCCAAUCUUUUACGAAUAACGAGCUUGUUGAUGAUUUUGAUGAUAAGAAGGAGGUGGAGAUUGAUGAUGCGAGGGAGGAGAGGGAACGUGAGGAGGAGAAGAAGGAUGUCAAGAGGAAGGCAGUGGAGAGAGGAGUUGAGGAAGAGCAGGAGAAGAAGCUAGAGGAGGUGGUUGCCGAGGCUGAACAGCGUGGAGAGCCUUCGGUCGUAGUCGAAGAGUUGCCAGUGCAGACUGCAACGGAGGCCGUCGCUGCUGAAGAGAAUCCAACCGAAGUAAAACAGUCCGUCGAAUCGACCGCGGCGCAAGAGCCUACAACUGCCGUUGCAGACGUCGCCGAGAAGGACAUCAAGGAGCAAGCACCUAUUGUGGAAGACCUUGCGUCUGAGACAAUCAUCCCAGUCGAUUCCGCCGUUACUGAGCCAUCUGUGUCUCUGGAAGCCGACUCAGCGCCCACACUGGAAGACCCAAUUCCAGUGGAGACACCCCAAGAGCCCACACCUACUCCGAUGCUCGCUGAAGAGGACCGCCCGACUGCUCUGCCGCAACAAGAAGAGCUCAAGGAAGUUGUGGAAGAAGCUUCUCAGACACCAGUGGCACAACCGACUCGUUCACUCGGCGAAGCUGAUGACUCGGCCACCCCUUCUAAGAAGAAAAAGAAGAACAAGAAGGGCAAGCGCGCGUCCACACUAGACGAACAAGAGCAAGCCACCAGCGUUCCUGAGCCUGAGCGCGACACUGCGGACAAGCCAAGUGAAGACAUUACGGUUGCAGAACCCAAGGAACCAGUGGCUUCUGCAGUUGAGGAUGUCAAGUCCAUAGAAGAUUUCGCAACCGUUCGAGACAUUGAGAUUGCGCGUCCUUCCGAGCCUCAAGCGGAUACAACGCCUGUCGUCGAAGAAGCUGCCCUGCCCAAGGACGAACACGCUACGCCUGAUGUCCAAGAGCAUGUGUCUGUUUCGGUCACGACAGACGAGCGCCAGGAUUCAACCACACAGCCCGAGACUCCCGCUUCUUUGCCUGGGGUUACCGAAGAAACGACCAUCGCGGAGCCUGUGCCCCAAGAUGUUGAACGUACCGUUGAAAACAUCGAAGAGCCCGCCAUUGUCGUUCCGGAAGUGGGGCAAAUUCUGACACCAACAAUCGAGGAGCCGACCUCUUCCAAGAAAAGCAAAAAGAAGAGCAAGAAGGCCAAGCAGGCGUCGUCUAUCGAGACCAUUCCUGAAGUCCAGUCUUCCCAGCCAGAGGAGCUGCCAUCCGUUCACGUUGCGCCAAGCCCGCUGGCGCCUGAACCAGUCAACGAAUCAGAAGUGUCACGCGAGGUCACGGUUCCUGAACAGGUCGAGGAUGUUCAACCAGCAGUUCCGACAACAGACAACAAGACAACCGCCCCGGAAGAGCCGACCUCGAAGCCUGUCGAAGAGGCGCAGCAGCCUCCGCUACCAAGCACCGAACGUGACGCGCCCACUGAGGUUCCAGAAAUCGUAUCCGAGCCUCCAACGACAACACAGCUUGAGCCAACAACUUCCGAUGCCCUUCAACCGCCAACGGAAGAGCUUCCCGUACCUUCGCUCUCGAAGAAAGACAAGAAGAAGAGCAAGAAGGCCAAGAAACAGUCUCAAGCGGAAGAAGUCGUGGAGGAGACCACUCCUGAUGCACCUCGAAAUGUUACUACGGAGGCCGCGCCUACUCCGGUCAUUGAAGAAGUUGCCGAGGCGGUCGUCGAGCCAAUUGUUGAGCCGGUCGUGGAAUCGGUGGCCGAGCGAGCCAUUGAACCAGCCACCGAGACAACGCCGGUCAUUGAGUCCACAUCAGUUGAAGAUGCAUCCGCACCAAAGCCUGAGGAUAUGUCAUUCGUUCCAGAGACUACCGUCAACGAGCCGAUGACGUCUGACAAUGCACCAGUGCCUGUCACCGAAGACACCCGCGAAUCUUCAGAGCUUGCGGAAUCAAUGCUUGAACAAGAAGUGAUCUCCAAGCCUGUAGAAGACGCCGCUCAGGUACCGCUGCCUGAAGAUAGCAUCAUCAGCCCACCAGCCGAGACAGUCGGGGAGGAGUUUGUUGGCCCAAUCCAGCCUGAGACCACAUCAGGUGCCCAAUUCGAGCAACUUCCAACCCCAAUCAUAGAGCCAGAGGCUCCACUCGAGAUCGCUGAUGCCGCAUCGUUGUCCAAGAAAGACAAGAAGAAGGCCAAGAAGGCGAAAUCGAAGGCUUCUGACGCUGUCACGCCUGUCAAUGAAGUCGCAGUAGAGCCCGAGGUCGCAAUUGUCCAAGAUGUUGGCGCUAGCAGCAAUGAGCCAACGACUCGGAAUGUGCCACUUUCUUCGCCUCAGGAAGAUGCUGUGGUUGAGACAAUUGUCUCUAAGAUUGACCAAGAACCUUUACUGGACGAUCGCGCACUUUCUAUGCCCCCAACGGAGGAGACAAAGGAAGAAAACGAGAAGUCCGAUCCUACGCCGCCUCUCGUGGACGCUAUUUCAACGCCCCUGCCUGAUACUGCUCAAGAGCCUAUCAUUGAACGAUCGAUUGAGGAGGUAUCAGCCAUCGAUGCGCCAGUCACUGCGGCGGAAGAGACUCCUGUCACACAGGAAAUCGCAACCGAGAAUCAAAUCGAGGAGACAGUCAGCCAAAAUGUGCCAGACACCACUGUCAUUCCAGCGAUCGUUGAAGAGCGACCUUCCGAUGUACCAACGACGGACGUUGAGCCUCGAGUCGAGGAGCCAGCAUCCCCAUCGGUCUCCAAGAAGAAGAGUAAAAAGAAGGGCAAGAAGUCAGAUGUCACAACGCCAGUUCCCGAAGCCUUGCCUGCAGCAGACUCCGACAACAUCGUUGUCAACACCAAAGAUAUCGCAUUCUCCCAGCCCGAAGUACAAGACCCUGUCGCACCGGUCAUAGACGAGCAGCCGCAGGUUGAAGAGGUCACGAUCCAGCCGGAGAUUCCUGUACUGCCAGAGACCGUCAGUGAAGCACCUGCGACCGAGACUGCACCUACAGUCAACGAACCAGUUUCGGUACCAGGGACGACCGUCGUUGAGGGAGUCAAGAAUGAAUCCGUUACGCAGGAGCCCGUUCUUGAGCGUAAGCUGAGCAAGAAGGAGAGGAAGAAGGCCCAGAAACAGGCCGCUGCUCAGGUCGAGGAAUCCAUCGUUGAGGGCGAGCCAGUCGUGAAACCAGCCACGGAGCCAGCCACGGAAUCUACUAUCGAGCCUGUUGUCGAGUCCACCGUCGAGCCUAUCGUCGAGCCUACCGUCAAGCCAGCGACGGUAGAACCAGCGCCUGCAGUCGAUACCACUACGGUUGAGCGUUUUCAAGAGACUGACCCAGUGGUACGUGAGUCUGUUGUUGAGUCUUCAUCUUCGCGCGAGGUACCAGAACCAACGACAGAGGUUGCCUCUGCGCCAACGAUCGAGCCAUUGCCUCAAGAAGCAACAGUGGAGGACAAAAUUCUUUCCACUCCAAAGAAGAGCAAAAAGGCAAAGAAGGACAAGAAGAGCAAGACGCAAUCUGCUGUUUCUGAUCUCCCAGAGGAGUCUGUCAAAGAAACAUCGAAUCUUCCUGAGCAAGUACAAGCAACGGAAACGUUCGAGACUGAGCCCGCCGCCACGGAGCGACCACAGCCUAUCAGCCUACGGGAUCAGGACACAACGAUCCCGGAGACUGAGCCAAUGACUUCGACGACCGCUCAGAUCGAAGAGACAACAACGGAGUCUGUGAAGACGGAAGAGCCUGUUGUCCAUACCAACAUUACUCCCGAAGUAAUCGAACAGCCUCAAGAGCCGGCUUUCUCACAAGGAAUGGAUGUUGAUAAGCUACCGGAAGAUGUCUCAACAGGCACUACUGAUGUUCAGGACCGUUCUGUCCCCGAAGCUCAUGUGGCCGUUCCCACUGUCGCACCACCGAUCUUUGAAGACUCCGGGCAACAGCCCACUCGGGAGCUGAUGCCAGACGCCUCAGUCGAAGCGUCAGCGGAGCCAACUACCGUAGUGGAGGAGGUCAGGAGCGUCCCAGAAGCACAAUCCGAGAGCAUUGAAGCCCAGCCAGCCAUCUCUGAACCGUCCAUUCCGGAGGUACCUCUUGCAUCAUCUUCAAUCGCCAGAGAACUGCCAUCGGAGAUGCGAUCCGAGCCCGCAACGGAAACAAUCGACUUGAGCAACGAGCAGACACUACCUGAGCCAGUGGAGGAAAGUUCCCUUUCGCGCUCAAUGUUGAAGAAGGCGAAGAAGGCCAAAAACGACCGGAAGUCUCUUGCUGACAACGAGCCUUCUGGACCCGCUACGACUGCCAGUGAAGCCCCUUCAGAAAUCGUCACCGAGACACCCAUUGAGCAAGCCGUCCCUCAGCCAACUAUCACCGAGACCACGAAAGAGUCGGUACAGUCUCCUACGCCAGCAGAAGAGAGUGCGCCAGUCAUUCCAGUAGUCGAGGAGACGCCGGUACCUGCCGUUGCCGAGGCUGCUCCAGAAUACAACUACCGGGGUCUUGAGGAGCAGCAGUCUAUCGAGCCUAUCGACACCACCACAACACAUGAAGAAGCUCGUCAAGUCACUCAUGACGACUCUGUUCCAGCAAGCGCGCUUUCCCCUUCUCUCCGGGCAAUCCAAGAUGAAGCUGCCGAUCUGCGACUCCGUGCAGAGACACUUGAUUCUGAGCUCGCCACACGAAACGACGCUGAUCAGCCCUCCACCAUCGAGCCCGCUUCCAUGUUCGAUAUCGUCAGCAAGUUCACGAAGAAGGACAAGAAGAGGGCGAGAAAGAGCAAGGGCGACACUGACGCUAUGCCGACGACUCCUGCGGCCGAACCUGAGGCUGCGGUUGAGACGAAGGAAGUCGUCGAGACGCCCGCAUCUGCGCCGACCUUGACAGAAGAGCAAGCUGUCGAUAAGAGAGAAGUUGUCGACACACCCGCGGUGACAGAGGAGACCAUUGCGACCGAUGGGCCUUCUCGCAAACUGAGCAAGAAGGAGAAGAAAAGGAAGGGCAAGCAGCCUGCAGUCAAUCCAGUCGAAUCUUCUGAGACAGCAACGCAGUCGAGCGCGCCGAUCGUCGAGUACCCAGAGCCAAUCGCCGAGCAGCCAACAGAGUCACCAUCAGUCGUCACUGAGCCUUCAGCAGAAACUGUCGCGCCAGAGAAAACUCACCAGGCUUCCCGUUCCAUCGAUACUGAGCGAGUAGUACUUGAUGAGCCAGCUGCAGCCGACAUCCCGGCCUCAUUUACCGUCACCCAAGAUCUUCAACAAACACUUGUGGAAGAGGAACUGGUGCCGUCAAGGAAGCUUAGCAAGAAAGACAAGAAAAAGGCUAAGCAAGCUGCCGCGCUAGAAGAUGCAACAGUUUCUCUAUCUGAGGAUGUUCCGUUCUCUACUCCGACUGAGUCUCGGGAAGUAGCUUUGCCUGACUAUGAGGUAGCUACGUCAGUGCCAGCACCUUCCAGUGAGGGUUUCCCUGCGACGAGUGUCGAGGCUUCCAAGGAGGCAGCUGUUGAGGAAGUCCCGGCUAUGACGCCGAGCCAACGUGAGGUGGAGACCCAGGUCGAUACCUCAAUCGUUACACCAGCAGAGGCAACCACGGACAGUCUGCCACCACCAGUCGUCGAGCAACAAGAGCCAAUUCUCGAGGAGCCAUCUAUUCCAUCUCCUAAGCUCAGCAAGAAGGGCAAAAAGAGAGCCAAGCAGGAUACACUCCCCGCACAGGAACCCGAGGCGCCCGUUACGGUAGACGCACCGUUGCCCGAGACCAGUGAGCCCAUCGUGAAGGAGAUACCGCACAUAACCCAAGAGGUAUUCAGGGACACUUUCUCCCAUGGACCAGCGACCGUCGAACGUCCUAUCGCGACGAACAUCAUGGAAGGGGCACCUCGUUCAGAGCCAUCUACUGUGCCACGGUUUGACGCAGAGCCAGAGGUCAAAGUCACCGAAGUCCAGCCCGAACCAACUCCCAUCGACCUUCCCGUCAAGACUUCGAUUACGGAAAGCACCGAGCAGCCUCGCGAACUUCCUGCUGUACAUGAACCAGAACCAGAGUCUGCGAUUGCCCCGACUCUCGUACGCAAAGAGGGUAAGAAAGACAAGAAGGGCAAGAAGCAAGACGUGCUUGCUGAACAGACUCUCACAUCGAGAACCGACGAUGUAGUGGUCUCUGAAGACGUACGAACCGAAGACCGUUCUCUUGACUCGUCAAAGCCUAUGGACCAGCAAGUCACGGCUCCUAUGGACAUCCCAAAUAAGCCCACACAAGACACGACAAUCGCGCCAGUCCUGGAGAAGCAGCCCCGAGAGAUCAUCCCGCCAAGGACUUUUUCAGAAGAGCGUGUAACCGUUGACGCUCCAGCGACCGAAGCCAUCCCCGAGGCCGAGACGACUCCCACGAAGAGUAAGAAGCAAAAGCGCAAGUCGAAGUCUCCGACGACUUCAAGAGAGCCCGCUAGCGUUGCGCCCAUCGUCCCGGUCGAGGAGACCGCCCCUGAACCGACUGUUGCGCGUCAGAUUGUGUACGACAACAGCCAGUCUACGAUCCGAGAACGCAGCCUUUCUCCCAGGAAAAGGCCUACAACACCGUCAACGCCCGGGUCGCCAGUAAUUGGAGCAAUUCUCAGCCAGCCGAAGAGGGAACACGUCAGGUCCAUGUCCAACGUCUCUAUCCCUGAUCUCCACGUAAGAGCCAGCGAAUCCGAUAGCACUACUCAGCACCCUUUGUUGCACAAGAAGUCAUCCAAGAAACACAAGUUGGCAGCUUUAUUUGAGCGCGGCAAAUCGCCUGAUGGUGCUCCUGCGGAACGAGGUCUGCGAAAAGAAGGAUCUGGCAGUGUCAGAAACCUCGCCGAACAAUACGAGAGUCAAUCACGAUCUGUCACGCCCAUUCUACCUCCGUCUCCCGAAAAGCGUUACCUGUCUCGAUCUCCAUCGCCUGAGAAGCGCCAACUCCAUUCUCGAGUUGCAUCUCGUAGUCAACUUGGCUUAGUGUCACCAGUGCGAUCAGAUUCGAAGUCGCCCGCAAGAGAUAUAGACUUCGCAGCUACUGUCGCCGCCAGUUUGCAAGAGUCUGGUUUUGAUCCUGGAUACGUCAUUAACGACAGAGCUUUCCAUCGCUCGAACUCCAUAUCAGGAGCUCGCGAUAUCACGCCUGAUGAUGAUAUUGCCGCUGCAAAGGAAAGAGCCGGCAGAUCAAGACUCGGUAGCUUGAGUCGCUCAUCAUCAGUCUCCGGCUCGCCAAAGCUACGACCACUUCAGCCUAGCGGACCCGAAGUUCUGCCACCCAUCGAAGUAGCAAUGGCAACGACUGACACUGCAUCGUUCGACCCACUGGAUGUGCUCAACGACCCCGCUUUUGCAACGCGAAAGUCACCUCCUGGUGUUCUUGAAGAAGCUGACCCUGAUGAGUUGGCCGGGUCGUCAAGUUUGAGAAGGAACAAGAGCAAGAAGAAGCGUCACCCGAUACCAGAAAUUCCAGUGGAAUCUGAACACACUCGCGAAGAAGCAGACGCUUCAGUUGCGCCGAUUGUUCGAGGCAAGAAGUCAAAGAAGGACGAAGAAGGAGCUCCACGUCCGCAAGACCGUGUUGAGUAUACAGCUGCAGAGACUCCGGCGAUCGAGGCUCAUCGAGAUGUGCCUCUCGCUGUUGAGACUCCAGCUGACUCCACAGUCCGCGGAAUUGAGCCUGCUCAGUCCGUGCCUCGCGCGCCAAACUCCACCGAUGUCCUUCCGGAGAUGCCAAUGCAAACAACGGGUUUGGAAGCCAAGUCUAUCGACGUCAAAGAGGAAGAUUCAAACAGACAAGACACGAUAGCGAGGAAGGAGAGGCCCAGGAAGUCAGCGAAGGACACCAAACCUGCAGCCACUGACGAUGUGCCCGUACUGCCCGUGACAUUCGAUCAGGAAGCCCGUUCACUGACCGCUGGAGAGCCGAAGGAAUAUCCAUUUCCACAGGUGACGCAAGAAAAGGAGAUCGAGAGGAAAGAGGAGACGCGCAGGCGGGAGUUGGAGAAAGAGAGGGAUAUGGAUGCAUGGGCUCCAUCGCCAAGAAAGAAGAGCAAAAAGAGCAGGAAGACUGAAGAGAGGGUUGAGGGAGAGUCGAGCACCGCGUCGAGGGACGCACCACCAGCCGAGACACCAGCUGCCGUUCCUGAAGUUCAUAAGCGCAGGACACACCCUGUAUCCUUUGACGAUGAGCAGCCGGACGAGAAGCGCCUACACACAUUGGAGUCCACACAAGAGCCUCAAUUCACCACUGAGAAAACAGCAUCAUCAGCGCAUGUUGUCGCACCAGAACGCUCACACUCCGACAAGCGCUCCAAAGAAGCCAAAUCAUCAACGCAUGGUGCAGCACCAGCCAACGAGCCAUCAUGGUCAUUCGCCGAAGUUCGAGACGACAGCAGUCGGGACCCCGCCACUGCACAGUCAGCACAGCCAGUCGAGAAGGCAACACGUACGCUGAGGCGGUCGAAGGAACCGAAGACUCCUCUGGGUGCAUCAAAACGCUCAAUUGCAACUGACCAAGAUGCCGAAGACAGCCCUGCUUUGCCAACACACCCAGUGAUUUCUGGCGCGACAACCCCAGGCACCGACUUUGCGACGAAGGAGCGAACCUCGUAUCUUUUCGAUUCCUCGCCAUCAACACGCGCCUAUGGCACUUCACCAGCAGUUGGGCCGCAAACACCCGCUCAUGAUACUCAGAGAAUUGAUGAUACUCCGUCGAAAGACAAAGGCAAGAAACCACGCACAGAGUCGCAGCACGGUCGAACAUCGCCUACGAAGCAGAUUGCACAGAAGGAGCCAUACCAAUCCUUGUUUGGAGAUCCAAAUGAGAAGAAGGGUGAGACCCUUUCCACGCCUGUCGCGAAGCUCGAACGCACGCCAGGCACCAAGCAACUCGAGUCCAUUGAGGAAGUCAGCCCGGAUGACACUAAGCACAAGAAGUCACGAUCCAUCGCUGAUGUCGGCGCGCCAGAGCGAGGACUCAAGUCAGCUCGUCGCACCGAGAGUCUCAGGCAACUUUCUGAUCGCCUGAGAUCACCUCCGCCCAGCACGCCAACGCCCACGGGUCGUCGAAGUGUGGCAUCCAUGGCAGACAACUCGGGUGGAAGAGAUUCACCAUGGUCACAGGUCAACGACAGCGUUGACCGAACCAUGACCCUCAGCCCCGCACGCCGCAUGCCUCGCUCAUCUCCGAGCGCAGACCCGUUGAAGCAGUACAUUGCUGAGCAGCGGUCGCCCAGUGUCCAAAGUCAGCGUUCUCUGAGCAACAUCGCGAGGCUUAGGUCUCCGGAUCAGGAACGUCCUAUGAGCUCUAUGAGCAACAUCAGCACACGUUCGGAUCGGUCGUUGAGAAGAGUGGACCGGCAAACGUCAGGUGACCUCAGAUCAGCCUCGAGGCUUGGCGAGGCCAGUGCGCAAGACGCUAAGAGCGCGCAACCCAAUCUCUCCAGCACGGCGCUCGCGGCUGGAGCAGCAGCCAUCGCAGGUAUCGCCGCCCCACCGGUUUACGACCCAGUCCGGGGUACAGGUAGAGGUCGCCGUACCAGUAUGGCCGAAACCUUUGUAAGUAGUUCGCAGUUGUUGCGCACGUCGCUUCUGAUUACUGACUGUCUUUUGCAGGAAGCAUGGGGUGAAGCCCAAAGGUCGCCUAGCUCGCCCUCACGUCCACCAAGCGUGCGCAAACGUCAAAGCAUGCAAAUUAUGGACCUCCAGACGCAACUUGACCAGCUAGCUGCGCAAAACUCAGCUGUCGAGACCGCCAAAGCCAAGGCUGAGGAGGCUUUGCAGGCUGCACAACACCAGCGCCAAGUUGACGAGCAGUUGGUACUUGAAGAAGUAGAAGCACGUGACCGUCAGAUUCACCAAAGAGAUAUCGACAUUGCGCAACUCAAGGAUACGCUUCAGCGACUACAAGAAGAGAUUGCGCGCCUGAAUCAACUCAACAACGCACUAACAGACGCCAAUCGCAACCUGACCAACGAUGCCAAUGAACGAUAUGGCCAACUCCAGUCCGAGGGACAGAUGGUGCAUGAGCAAUGGCAGGCAUCACAACGAGAGCUAGAGAGCCUUCGCAGUCAAUACGCUCAGCUUCAGGCUGAAGGCCAGGCCAUGCAACAGCAAUGGCAAACAUCACAACGAGACUUGGAGGAACUUCGUCGUCAGCAUACCCAGAUGCAGCGAGGUCUCGCAGAUGCCGUCCGCGAUGAAGUUGGCGAAGCACUAGAUGAGCGCAAUGCCGAAAUCGACCGUCUAACCGCAGAGCUGGCGACUGCACGCGAACAGAUCAAGAACCUUCAAAAGCAGAUCUUGGCUUCGAAGAAGCCUAGUGAGAGCUUCCUCACUGUUCGCGAUGAAGACUACUUUGACAGCGCCUGUCAACAACUGUGUCAACAUGUACAGCAGUGGGUGCUGCGCUUCUCCAAGUUCUCUGACACUCGCGCAUGCCGCCUUUCAUCAGAGGUCGCAGCUGAUACACGACUGGAUGCAUCAACGCGUCAGAAAAUCGACACUCGCCUUGACAAUGCCAUUCUCGAUGGCUCAGAUGUCGAUUCACUCUUAGCGGACCGUGUCAAGCGCCGAGACGUCUUCAUGUCCGUGGUUAUGACCAUGAUCUGGGAGUACGUCUUCACCAGGUACCUAUUCGGUAUGGACCGAGAACAGCGCCAGAAACUCAAGGCGCUGGAGAAGACACUUUCAGAAGUCGGCCCACCACGCGCUGUGGCACAAUGGCGAGCUAUCACACUUACCCUUCUUGCGAGAAGAGAGCCUUUCAUGCAGCAGCGCGCUCAGGACACUGAAGCUGUGGUGCACGAGAUCUACAGCACACUCUCGACACUUCUUCCACCACCAUCGCAUCUGCAGCGCCAGAUCCAGGAGUCGUUGCGCAACGUGAUGCGCUUGGCAGUGGAGCUAUCAAUUGAGAUGCGCACGCAACGCGCGGAAUACAUCAUGCUGCCGCCGCUACAACCCGAGUACGAUACCAAGGGCGACCUCGUGGCCAAGGUUACUUUCAACGCCUCGCUCAUGAACGAACGGUCAGGUGAGACGACGUCAAAUGACGAACUCCAAGCCCGUGGGUCGGUAGUCAAAAUUGUACUAUUCCCCCUAGUUGUCAAGAAGGGUGACGACUUCGGCGAAGGCGAGGACGAGAUUGUCGUCUGCCCAGCCCAGGUCCUGGUCGCCGGAACCAAGAGCAGGAAGGUAGUGAGGGUCAUGAGUGGAGCGAUGUCGAUCAAUCGUCCCGACUCACGAGCAAGUCGCAUCAGUCGGGUAACGAGCGUCGCGCCCCCUGAGAGCACGAUCAUGGACUACGAGCAACCUGGCAGCAACAUGAUCUAG